Ceratitis capitata (Mediterranean fruit fly) is the source of this 977-nucleotide messenger RNA. RefSeq lists its product as hypothetical. The record is from RefSeq and is a predicted model, not a curated record. NCBI's taxonomy places the organism in Eukaryota, Metazoa, Arthropoda, Insecta, Diptera, Tephritidae. The transcript has a single exon. Bases 135 to 830 code for a protein of 231 amino acids.
CAAUUUUCAAUUCUUCAAUAAAAUCCGUUUAGUAACAACUCUUUCGGUGUAAAAAUUCUUAAAAAAUAUAUAUAUAUACAUCAUUUCCUACAUUUCUUGGCUUAUAAAUUCGAAAUUUUCUACAAAAUUAAAAAAUGCUUGUUUCAGCUAUUUGCGGUCGAUCCAUAAGUUGUGGAGGGCAACAACUUGUGUCUAAGGGUCUUCUUUCAGGUUCCAUUAUUGCUAAGGCGCUAGCUGCAAAACGAUUUGUAAAUUACCGUGCCGAAUGUUCCAAAGAUGGUACAUCUAUAAGGCCUCCAAAGAACAAGACAAAAUCAAUGUGGCUAAAUCCUGAAUGUUGUCUGGAUCCAUGUCCCGAUUUACAACCGCGUUUCGAUGAACUCUACUAUAAGCCGUCAGAUAAGAUGAAACGAAAAUACACGCAAACAUGGGUUGAGUGUCCGAAAAUAAUGUAUGCUCGAAAGAAAAUUUGCUGCUAUGAUAAUAUCAUACCGCCAGCUUUUGAGCGGCGCAUGCACAAGCGAAGAAAGGCUUCAGAAGAAUGCAAGCCCAGGCCAACCGAUCUGAUGCCAUGUAAGACUAUGUCAAGAAGUAUCUGCCCGAAGUUUGUUUUACCUGGUUGUACAGCCGUACGUGAUCCAGCAAAAUGUGGUAGACCCCGUCCGAAGAGAAGUUGUGUUAAAAUCUGUACACCAUAUCCGAGCUUUUCGGAGUGUACCAAAAAGAAACCCCGUCCACCUCGGUCAGUCGAGUGUCGUUGCUUAGAUAUUCCAUCUAUGUGUGAUGUCUUUAGGUUGUUGAAACGCGCACACGGACAUCGCAAAAUAUGAAAGAAAGAAAGUGAAGCAGUAAGCAUAUAGAAUACAAAAAUUUCAAUUUAUUUUUAUCAAAAUUUUCUGUAGUUUGUAAACAAAAUAUUUUUAACUGUAACAAUUAUUAUGGCAAAAAUAAAAAUUGCAAAUUUUACACUAUAAAAA